UCUAUUUAAGCAAUGAACAGCGGUUUUAAUGUUGUUAUUGUCGAUAUGAUAGCAAGAUGUAUGGUGGACAAAUGCCACGUCCUUGAAUCUUGGACACAGACUUCUCCAACUUAACACAUACUUGACCGGAACUUUACGAAAGAAUCGACCAAUGCCGCACCUCGUCAAGGACGCGAACCAGCCAGGGAACACUGUCUACUUGCGACGUGGCGACUUUUUGUGUCUGUCUCAUUUCGGCGCAGAUGAAAAGAAACCUGUCAGGUUGCUAUCGACUAUUCUACCAGCACAAGAACUGGGAUCAGGUAAACCGCGUGUCAUCGCAUCAUACAAUACCAACAUGGGAGCGGUAGACAUGAAUGAUGGUAUUCUACAUUCAUAUGGAAAGCAGAGGAAAUGCCAAAAGGUAUGGAAGAAAAUACUGGUGCAUUUAUUGUUUAGAAUCCUUAUGAAUUCCUAUAUACUUUAUAAGGAAAACACUGCACUGAGAGUAAAAAGCCGCCUGCAGUAUAUCCAAGCCGUUAUUGAAGCACUCGCUGGAACGAAGAAACCUGACAACCCUCGCCGCCGAGCAGUGAAGAAAGUUUCAUUAAUCACUUUGCCACAAAAGAAGGAGAAAGACUGCUGUGUCUGUUCUUCACGUAUGCGCCAUGGCCGUGGAAUACGUCGUCGGAGCAGAACGAUUUGUUCAUUGUGUGAGCGGGGACUUCAUCGCCAAUGUAUUGGACGGCAUUUGAACUGCAUUGAACAAUAGAUUGUGUAAUUACCAUGCAAAAUCUGAACUGUAUAUAUUCGUCUACUCCCCAAUAUAUCUUGUUGCACAAGGACUAAAAUAAGUUUAACCACUUACGUUUCACAUUCAUAUUCCGGAUUUGUUUCUUGUCAGAGCUAACAGAAUCGUAUCUCUGAUCUUUUACGUUGGUAUCAUGUAAAUCUCCCGAAUAUCUUUUAUCUUUCCAUAUAAUCAUCCUCUGACUUUUGGAGAUUAUGUACAUACAAGUAUUUAUAAUGGGAACGUAUAC
This is a messenger RNA of Pecten maximus, 1019 nucleotides long. RefSeq names its product piggyBac transposable element-derived protein 4-like. NCBI's taxonomy places the organism in Eukaryota, Metazoa, Mollusca, Bivalvia, Pectinida, Pectinidae. The record is from RefSeq and is a predicted model, not a curated record. The coding region runs from base 152 to 751 and encodes 199 amino acids. The transcript has 2 exons.